Molecule: messenger RNA, 597 nt
Organism: Cottoperca gobio
Lineage: Eukaryota; Metazoa; Chordata; Actinopteri; Perciformes; Bovichtidae
Product: putative defense protein 3
Exons: 5
Coding region: 1-597 (198 amino acids)
Cellular component (GO): membrane
Source: RefSeq, a predicted model, not a curated record
AUGGAGCUGCUGUUGCCUGCUUGUGUUAUGCUUCAGAUGCUCUGUUUUGUUAGCGGCUAUCCCAGUGGUGCUCCCACUGGAGCCUGUGAAGACAUGUUGCCUCGCCAUUCUGGCGUGCUGCCUCAGCCUUCACCAGCACCCUACGCUCUCCUUGUCAACAGCGGGACGUUUCAACCAGGCGAGGCCAUUACAGUGACAAUCACUGGACCAGAAUAUAGAGGAGUGCUGCUGGAAGCUCGGACACUCGGCAGCACUAAUGCUCUGGGGAGCUGGCGACUGCCUCCUCCAGACACAAAGUUUCUUCAGUGCACAGGGAAUCCACAAGGUGCUGUCACUCAUUCCAACACCAACCUGAAGGGCAAAACCACUGUAUACAGCUGGAUACCCCCCAACUCUACGAGCCUUAUCUACUUCAUGGCCACAGUAGCUCAGCAGCGCACGGUCUUCUGGGUUAAUGUGAGGUCCGCCGCUCUGACCAGAGGGAAACCAGGAGGCCUGGGUUUGGCUACGUGCGCAAAUGCAAGUGCAGGAAUAGCCGGAAAAAAACCUCUGCUUCUCCUCGUGAUGUGUUUUCUGAUGUUAAAGGUGCUGGGCUGA